This is a messenger RNA of Zasmidium cellare ATCC 36951, 1923 nucleotides long. RefSeq lists its product as uncharacterized. Lineage: Eukaryota; Fungi; Ascomycota; Dothideomycetes; Mycosphaerellales; Mycosphaerellaceae. The transcript has 4 exons. The record is from RefSeq and is a predicted model, not a curated record. Gene Ontology annotation, biological process: phosphatidylcholine biosynthetic process. The coding region runs from base 1 to 1923 and encodes 640 amino acids.
AUGCCACUCACCUACAAAUCCGACCUACGACGCCCUUACUUCCCCGGCCAUCGUUCCAGUUACCUAGAGCUCAUCCCCGAGGAAGAGCUCGAGGCCUUUGCCCGUCUCGAAGACAUCGACGCGCCCAGAAAGACCAACAAACCCAACGAUAUGACACAAGAGCUCGACCAAAUGGCUGCUGCAAAAGAAGAAGACCUGAAGCCGCCCCCGGACGGGGCGAACAAGGGUCAUGGACGCACUCCCAGCGAUUCGCUCAAGCCUGCCGAAGACUACCUGUCUGCUGGCGGCUCAGUGAGUGGGCUGAGCACUCCCGGUACGCCUGGAUAUCUGUCGCGGACUAAUAGUUCGUCUGAUGUUGGGAGCACCUUCGAGUCGUUCGGCAACGAGAACUUCCCGCCCGUCGAUCGCUUGACCAUGUUCGAUAUAUUGGAGAACUUGGCUCUGCCGCAACGGCUCGAGAAGAUGCAAGAUGCGAUCCAUCACAAUGCAGAGAAACUGAGGCGGCAGAGGGCAAAGCUUGCGUCGCGUGCGCUCUCAAGCAAGAACAACAUCGUCGACGAGUGGAGGAAACGUGUCCAUGUUGCUCCAGAGGAAAGGCUUGACAAGUAUCGCAAGCGUGUCAGGCUGUCGGUCGAACGUCUGAACAGGCGAUGGAACGAUGCGAAGACCGUGACGAUGAUGGAGAAGGUCUCCUUUGUGACUGCCGUUCUCAACAUCUUCAUUUCUGCCUACAUGAUCGGCGCAUACCCGGAGUACUUCCACUAUUGGUACACCAUUCAGUUGAUCUACUUUAUGCCAAUCCGGUGGUACAAAUACCACAAGAUUGGCUUCCACUAUUUCCUGGCGGAUCUCUGCUACUUUGUUAACAUGCUCCUCGUUUUGACCAUCUGGUUCUUCCCGCAAUCGAAACGCCUUUUCAUCAGCACAUACUGUCUGGCGUUUGGCAACAAUGCUGUUGCAAUUGCCAUGUGGAGGAACAGCCUGGUCUUUCACAGCCUUGACAAGACGACGACGCUGUUCGUCCAUAUCAUGCCUUGUGCAACGCUACACGUCCUUGUCCAUCUGAUUCCUGAGUCAAUGCAACUGGAAAAGUUCCCAGCAAUUCACACCAUCAAGUACUCAGCCCCGGACGCACCCGAGCAUUACAGCCUGGUUGAAAUGAUCAUCUGGGCUACUCUUCCCUACGCUAUCUGGCAACUAUCGUACCACUUCAUGAUCACUGUGCGCAAACGAGCCAAGAUCGCAGCCGGACGACCAACAUCAUUCACUUGGCUGCGCCGAAGCUAUCGUGGGAACUUCUUGGGCAAGUUCGUCCUGGGGUUCCCGGAUCAAUAUCAGGAGACGGUGUUCAUGUGUAUCCAGUACCUCUACGCCCUUCUGACGAUGCUACCAUGUCCCAUCUGGUUCUGGUAUCGAUGGGCGUCAGCCUCGUUCAUGAUGAUUGUAUUCUCACUCGCAAGUUGGAACGGCGCGACCUACUACAUCGAUGUCUUUGGACGCAGAAUGGAGAAGGAGAUGGACCAGCUUCGCAAGGAAGUCGCUCGCAUGUCCAAGAGUCCAGAUAUUACAGGACAAGAUGGCGUUGCAGUGACGAGCCCGUUUGCUUCUCCAGCUGGACCCACUGGAUUGGAUAGCACUUCAGCCGCGGCAACGACUGCCUUGGAUCUGGGGCCGGCCGCAGACGCGAUGACCCCGAACAUCGACGGCAGCCUUCACCAACGUGGCAAAUCGACAGACACCAUUCCACCGUUGGACUCAGCCACCGAGUCGGUGCAGUCCGUGGACUUUGACGAAACACCUGCACCGACUCCCGGACUGGAGCUCAAUCGCACUAUAGACGGCGGUCUCGCGUCCCAUAGCGACAUGGUCGGGCAUGCCGCCAACGGCAAAGCAACUGGGCCAGAAGACAAGAAGAACGAGUAA